UCGUAGGGGCGUCCAGGCUUCACGAUCGAAGGGCGAUAAGGAAGGAGAUGGCCGACUAGAAUCAACACCGCUACUGAAUUGACUAUUUGUACCCAACACAUCUUCAAAGUUGAAGCGGGAAGAGGACGUUUCAUAUAUUUCGUCACUAUUUGGCAAUGGCAGAACAAAACGGCAACGUUAGAUACCAAGAGCUGGUGAAUGAGGAGGAGCCCCAGCCAUCCCAGGAGGGUCUUGCCCAGGAUGCACCACCACCCUACAGCAGCAUCGCUGCAGCAAAUGCAGCCUUCUUUGAAUACAAGGAAGAUGGAGGGCGGUUUCCAAACCCUCCGUCCUACAGUGUUGCCACCACUUUGCCCUCCUAUGACGAAGCCGAGAGGAGCAAAGAGGAGGUUGCCAUCCCCCUAGUCGCUGGGAGAGUCACGGAGGACGACUUUGUGGCCCGGGACGACUUCGAAGACACCGACCAGCUGCGAAUAGGAAAUGACGGCAUCUUCAUGCUCACUUUCUUCAUGGCGUUCCUCUUCAACUGGAUCGGGUUCUUCUUGUCGUUCUGUUUGACAACAUCGGCUGCCGGCCGAUACGGCGCCAUCUCUGGCUUCGGUCUGUCCCUCGUCAAAUGGGUUCUCAUCGUCCGGUUUUCUACCUACUUCCCCGGUUACUUUGAUGGACAGUACUGGUUGUGGUGGGUGUUCCUGGCUCUGGGCUUCAUGCUGUUCAUCAGAGGCUUUGUGAACUACUCUAGAGUGCGUAAACUGGCUGAUCCCACCUAUGCCACUCUGCCCCGAACGAGGGUGCUCUUCAUCUAUUAGAGGCUAUCGGAUGGCCGAGCUGGACAUGGCGGACGCGAGCAGUAACCAGAAGUCAGCCAGACGAGUCAUAGAUGAAGUCGACUCUCAAUAAGAUUUUCAGGAAUUGUAUCACUUGUUUUAUUUUCUUUUGCGACUUUAUUAAUGGAAAACGGUUAACAGUAAUAUUCCCUCGAUGUACUCAUUAGUGGCCAAUGUUACGUGCUAUUUACAUCCGUCUAUAUUGUGCAAGUGAUGCCUUUAUAUGAUUUGAUGGCGGCGUACGAGCAUGCAUCUGCUCUUAAGGUCGAUACAAAGGGAGCGUCUGAUGUUGGUGACACUUGAAGCCAGCAGGUAUGAGUCAACUCGGCAGGUAGGUUUGUCACAGCAUGCUUUGUAAUCUGCACUAAUCCUAGUUUUAUUGUGACUACUAUAGGCUUUACCUAAAUGCCACAUACACUUAUAAAGAUGGAUCCCAUCGGGCUGUAAGUGCAGUUGUACCACAGACGCACACAUCACCAACCUGUCGGCUUUAAGUUGCGCUCGAUUAACCAAGAGGGGGCAGUGUUGUUUGCUGCUUUUAGCUUAUGAGAAAUUGUUUAUUAUUGGUGUGCUCAUAUUAAAAAAUACAUGCUUGUGAUUCAAACACCGUGUCAGUAGAGCACAUUCAAAUUACAUCCAUGUACCACGAGUUAUGAUUUUCCCAGUUAGAUAUAUUGUUGUACAUUAAAUCAGGUAAACCACCAACCCGGGAAAUGUAAUUUAGGUCACAAAUCGGAUUUUAGAUGAUCCAGUCUGCGCUUUUCAUCACAAACCCAGAUGAACGGUAAAGGGCCGAACGCCGCCGCAUCGAGGGCUGACAGGGAGACGAUGCAGAGGGGUUUUCUUUUCUUUUUUUUGACAGCGACAGCAACAGGGAGGAUUUUUCUUUUUCUUUAUGGGUGUGUGAGCACAUUUUGUGGUUCACGUCCUCAGAAAGCCGGUGCAGACGUAACGGCCCGACCUUUGCGCCUCCCCUUCAUCGUCAGUGUCAUUGUCACCUUCUGCUAGUGGAGAUCUCACUCUUACGUUUGGAUCAAAUUAUCUUUAAAACGUACAUUUCAAUUUUAGUUUUUUUUUCUUCCUUUUUUGCCAUGAGAUCUAAUUGACCGUAAAGGGAAAUCUGUUUAUGGUUUUCUUUUUUUGAAAAUGAUUAAUGCGGUGUGAGUUGCUUGCUAUCUUGUAGGUGUUAUAAAUAUAUCAACGAAUGUUGUAUGCAGGUGCACUUUUAGAAACAUAGUCAAUAAAAGCCAGAGGACCGUCCCAUCA
Molecule: messenger RNA, 2093 nt
Organism: Gasterosteus aculeatus aculeatus (three-spined stickleback)
Lineage: Eukaryota; Metazoa; Chordata; Actinopteri; Perciformes; Gasterosteidae
Product: NEDD4 family-interacting protein 1-like
Biological process (GO): metal ion transport; positive regulation of protein ubiquitination; vacuolar transport
Cellular component (GO): perinuclear region of cytoplasm; endoplasmic reticulum; Golgi apparatus
Molecular function (GO): WW domain binding
Source: RefSeq, a predicted model, not a curated record